Camellia sinensis is the source of this 1082-nucleotide messenger RNA. Its product is annotated as ras-related protein RABC1. The record is from RefSeq and is a predicted model, not a curated record. NCBI's taxonomy places the organism in Eukaryota, Viridiplantae, Streptophyta, Magnoliopsida, Ericales, Theaceae. Gene Ontology annotation, molecular function: GTP binding; GTPase activity.
UUCCUCCUUCAGCAACCUCUUCCCCACUACUUUCACUUUUUUUUGGCUGUCAAAAAAACCAAUUAAAUUUUACUUUAAUUGAAUAAAUUAUAUAUAUACCCUUUUUUUUCUUAUCCCAGCUCUGCACCCUCAGAUCUGAAGGCAUCGCAUCAAGUUCUCUGGGUUUUGGAAUUUGAUGCUCGGUGGUGGUGGUUGAGGGAUUCGAUUUUGUGUUUUGGAAUAGUUGAAAAAAAUGGAUGCUUCAUCGAGUCAACCGGAGUUUGAUUACUUGUUCAAGUUGUUGUUGAUUGGGGACUCUGGAGUUGGGAAGAGUAGUCUUCUUUUGAGUUUCACUUCCGAUACCUUUGAAGAUCUCUCUCCUACCAUUGGGGUUGAUUUUAAAGUAAAAUAUGUUACCACUGGGGGGAAAAAGUUGAAGCUUGCGAUUUGGGACACAGCUGGACAGGAAAGAUUCAGAACACUAACUAGUUCAUAUUAUAGAGGAGCUCAAGGAAUAAUAAUGGUUUAUGAUGUAACCCGACGAGAUACAUUUACGGAUCUAUCUGAUGUGUGGGCUAAAGAAAUUGAUCUGUAUUCAACAAAUCAAGAUUGCAUCAAGAUGCUUGUUGGCAACAAGGUUGAUAAGGAAAAUGAAAGGGUUGUCACCAAAAAAGAAGGAAUUGACUUUGCUAGGGAGUAUGGAUGCCUUUACAUUGAAUGUAGUGCAAAAACUCGGGUCAAUGUGGAGCAAUGCUUUGAGGAACUUGUUAUGAAGAUUUUGGAAACACCAAGUCUCUUGGCUGAAGGCUCAUCGUUGAGCGUUAAAAGGAACAUUUUCAAACAAAAACCUCCGGUGUCUGAUGCCUCGACUAGUGGGUGUUGCUGAAAGUGACGGGUUCAAACAAAAACUUCUGUAGUCUUGACGCCUCACCUAGUGGGUGUUGCUGAAGGUGACAGGUUCUCCCUCCUUUUCAGCAACUUCCUUGCGUUGGAUGCAUUCUUUAGUUCUCUUGUUAUGUUUGAUCCAUAAAAACCUCAUAUGUAAACCAGUUUGUGGGGAAAAGUUGUAUAUUUGGUCUCAAAUGUUAAGCUUUAUUUUCAUA